Gavia stellata (red-throated loon) is the source of this 3513-nucleotide messenger RNA. RefSeq names its product collagen type XIX alpha 1 chain (gene COL19A1). The record is from RefSeq and is a predicted model, not a curated record. Lineage: Eukaryota; Metazoa; Chordata; Aves; Gaviiformes; Gaviidae. Bases 1 to 3420 code for a protein of 1139 amino acids. The transcript has 50 exons.
AUGAAGCACAUUGGAUCCUGCAUAGUUUGGCUUUGUAUGGCAGUCUUCCUCCUCCUUCCUGUUUCUACUUCAGUGGCUGUCAGUGACCAGACAGGUGCUGUGUGUCCUUUAAUGAAAACAGUUGUCCAUCAUCUCAAACAAAUCAACAGAGACGGUCUUGGUGUUUCAGGGUUUGAUCUGGCAGAAAGCUUUUCUUUGAGGCAAACAUCUUGUGGAGGGGAAAAAAUCUGUUUUAAACUGGGAAGUGCACCUCUCGUCAGAGACACGAAACAAGUAUUUCCAAAUGGGCUUCCUGAAGAAUACUCUCUAGUUGCUACGUUCCGUGUACGGCGAAAUACCAAGAAAGAGCGUUGGUAUAUAUGGCAAGUUUUAAAUCAGUAUGACACACCUGAGAUCUCUGUCCUUCUGGAUGGUACAAAAAAGGUUGUGGAGUAUAUGACCAAAUCUGCUCAGGGAAAUAUACUGCACUACACUUUUAAGAGUCGAGAAAUUUAUCCAUUGUUUGAUCGGCAGUGGCAUAAACUUGGUAUCAGCGUGCAGUUGGGAAUCGUUUCCCUCUAUUUGGAUUGUAAUUUAAUUGAGAGAAAGCAGACUGAUGAAAAAUUCACCGUUGACUUGCAGGGAAGGACUCUGAUUGCUUCUCGCGCUGCAGAUGAUAAGCCUGUAGAUAUUGAACUUCACCGUAUAACAGUUUAUUGUAAUCCAAAACUUGCAACAGUAUAUACGUGUUGUGAAAUAUCUGCAGACCUGUGCCCACAUGAGGAGAGGUUGCUUGCUACGACUUCAUCACCAGUGACUGUUCAUGCCAGCAAAAUAUACACACUUCCAGGAAUGCAGCAAGAAUCUAGAGAGAGAUGCCAGUGCUUUCCAAAGAAAGGAGAAGCAGGAUUGCCAGGAGUAGCUGGUUUGCCAGGCCAGAAAGGAGAUAAAGGUGAAAAGGGUGAAAUGGGCGCGAAAGGACGGGAUGGUGUUGCUGGUCUUCCUGGCGAAAAGGGGGAAACUGGCUUAGUAGGUGCUCCUGGCAUACCUGGUCUUACUGGUUCCAAGGGUGAACAUGGCUUUGCAGGUAGUAAAGGUGAAGAAGGUGAAAAGGGUGAAAAAGGAGAUAAAGGAGAACCAGGACCAGAGGGCAUUCAUGGAAGAGAGGGACUGAAAGGCGAUCCUGGUAGUCCUGGUGUGGCUGGUCCUAAAGGAGAAAAGGGAGAUGCAGGACCUCCGGGACCAACUGCCUUGAGCGGUUUGCCAGGGCUGCAGGGUCCCCAAGGUCCACCUGGCAAAGAAGGUCAAAGGGGAAGACGAGGCAAACCAGGCCUCCCGGGAAAACCAGGGCCACCAGGACCUCCUGGUCCUUCUGGACUAAAAGGAAUUCUGGAUUCAUUGAACAAGCAUUAUAAUGAGAGUGAUACAAGACUACUAGGAUUACUUGGGACCCCUGGAUCUAAAGGCCAGAAAGGAGAUGUUGGUCAAAAAGGAGAAUUGGGAAUGACCGGCGCAAAAGGAGAAAAGGGAGAGCCUUCUGAAAAAGGGGACAAGGGAGAUCCAGGAGAAACUGGAAUGCAGGGAUCAAAAGGAAAUAAGGGUGAAACAGGAGACCCUGGACCACCUGGUCUUACUGGAAAUCCAGGAUCAAAGGGACUGCAAGGACCUCCAGGACCUGUCGGACCCAGGGGACUGCCAGGAGAAGUUGGCUUACCAGGAGAGCACGGGGUACCAGGAAACCCAGGAGUUAAAGGAGACAAGGGGGACCCUGGUGGGAUUAUGGGACCACCUGGACAUCCAGGUCCAAAAGGUGAUGUGGGGCCUCCUGGACCAAGUCUGCCUGGAACACCAGGUCCCACUGGUAUUCCUGGAAACCCAGGUCCACGGGGACCAAAGGGAGAAAGAGGGCUACCUGGUGUACAAGGAGCACCUGGGGAGAUGGGGCCCCCUGGAAUAGGCAUUCAGGGAUCACCAGGUCCUAUAGGUCCAACUGGAUCAGCAGGUGUGCAGGGCCCUAGGGGACCCCCAGGAUUACCAGGAACUCCAGGUACCCCUGGUAUUAAUGGCACUCCAGGAAGAGAUGGAAAGCCAGGACUACCAGGCCCUCCAGGUGAUCCUAUUGCACUGCCACUUGUGGGAGACAUGGGUGCUAUACUGAAGGGUGAUCCCGGCACAAGAGGUCCUCCAGGCAUCCCUGGUAGAGAAGGGCCAAAGGGAAGCAAAGGUGAACGUGGAUUUCCUGGGCUUGCUGGAGAGAAGGGCGAUGAGGGCCUUCAAGGUGCUCCUGGACUGCCAGGCACACCAGGACCCAGUGGACCAUCUGGAGUAACAGGAAGACCUGGACAUCCCGGUCCAGCAGGGUCAAAAGGCGAAAAGGGUAGUGAAGGUUCUCCUGGGAAACCUGGACCACCUGGGCCUCCGGGUAUGCCUUACAACGAAAGAAAUGGAAUGAGCAGCUUAUAUAAACUCCAGGGAGGUGUGAGCGUCGCUAGUUAUCCAGGUCCACCAGGACCUCCGGGUCCAAAAGGAGAUCCUGGCACAGUGGGAGACACAGGACCGAUGGGAUUACCAGGACUGGAAGGACUCCCAGGGGAAAAGGGUGACCGUGGACCAGCUGGCACGCCAGGAGCAGCAGGGACACCGGGAAAGCCGGGAUCUCCCGGGUCCCCAGGGAUGCCAGGGGAACCUGGUGAAAGAGGACCUAUAGGAGAUAUAGGCUUCCCUGGGCCAGAAGGGCCACAAGGAAAACCAGGAAUCAAUGGAAAAGAUGGAUUGCCAGGUCCUCCGGGUGCUGUGGGGAGACCAGGAGACAGAGGACCCAAAGGAGAACGUGGAGAUCAAGGUAUUCCAGGGGACAAAGGCCCACAAGGCGAACGAGGGAAACCUGGCCCAUCAGGAGAAAAGGGGGAUGUGGGUCCUAUGGGGCCACCAGGAGAUAGAGGCUAUCCAGGAUCACCAGGUCAUCAAGGUCCCCCAGGUUCACCAGGACCUCCAGGGUUUCCGGCUGAUAUAGUUUCACUUGAAGAAAUAAAAAAAUAUAUCAAACAAGAGGUUCUUAAGGUUUUUGAAGAAAGGAUGGCUCAGUUUGUAUCCCAGCUGAAGCUGCCUGCUGCAAUGCUUGCCUCCCAAGCUCAUGGAAAACCAGGGCCCCCAGGAAAAGAUGGGUUACCAGGGCCACCAGGAAAGGAUGGUUUGCCAGGGCCACCAGGAGAACGUGGAAUUCAAGGUUAUAGAGGACAGAAAGGGGAAAGAGGUGAGCCUGGAAUUGGACUGCCCGGUAACCCUGGACCACCCGGCCCUGCAGCUACUGGCCUGCCGGGCCCGCCGGGAACGCCAGGCUCACCCGGACUGCAGGGGCCACCUGGACCCAAUGGGAGAUGCAAUCCAGCAGAUUGCUAUUACCACGUAUCACAGACUCAGUCACGCACCAGCAGGAAAUAAAAACCCUCUCCCCUAGACACUUGGGUUCACAGUCACUUUUCACUCCUCUCAAUAAGUUAAUUUAACCUUUGAAAUAUUUGGUGCAUUUUUUUC